This is a messenger RNA of Osmia bicornis bicornis, 4828 nucleotides long. RefSeq names its product bicaudal D-related protein homolog. The transcript is spliced from 5 exons. NCBI's taxonomy places the organism in Eukaryota, Metazoa, Arthropoda, Insecta, Hymenoptera, Megachilidae. The record is from RefSeq and is a predicted model, not a curated record. The coding region runs from base 1963 to 3645 and encodes 560 amino acids.
GGUCGACAGGUCGAUUGUCUCGCGUGUAUGAAUAUUUAAGCUCUCCUCAUUAUAUUUUCAUAAUUAUUCCGAGUGUUCCAGCACAAUUAUUAUUCGAAAAAGUCAAUGUUACGUCUACGCGAUGUGAAGUGAAUGUCGCUAUAUACGACGUAUAAUCGAAAUAGGUAAUUUUGGAGUAUGCGGUGAGUCGAAUGAUGAAAAUCAAGAUAAUCGUAUUGGAUCGAAUUUGAGCAGUGUUAGUGAACGUUUUCGUAGCGGAACAAGCUCGAGUAGAACGAAUUACUUUCAGCCAGAGUCUCGGAGGUGGGAGAAUCUCUACCUGGCUGGGAAGUACGGCACACGAUUCCGUAAUAUUUAUUUUCUACUGGCGGCUAGUGAGUCACUACCUGGCCGACCACGGUGCGGCGAGCUGGUCGCCUCGCGUGUUCGCGUCCCUCUGCGAGUGUUUAUUGCAAACAGUGAGCUCACGGUGACGCUUUGAGCCAGACAACAGUUUCAGAAGAAAGGACCCGUAAUAACACCAAAAUUCCUGAAGAAAAGCAGUUAUCAGUGGAAAUUUGUGAUCACCAAAAUAAGUCACAUCCAACUCCCCGCGUUUAUAGUGUCAAAUAAAAUGCUUGUAAUUAUUAUUCUCCCUUCUAAUUAACGAGAAUUUGAAACGAACAUAAUACAUGUACUUGUUGUGCCGCGAAGGUUACAUCGAUAUCCGUAGAAACGGAUCGCAUAACGCUGCAGUUUUCUGACAUGUGUCAGUUCGAUGUUUGUUCGAUCCUCAAAGGGAUUUAGACUGGCAGUCAAGUGCAAUUCGUGCAACGAUAGCGAUCGCUUAUUUACCCGUUUCAGUGAACAGUUGUUGCAGCAAUUUUGCGCGUGUGCUGUAUGUACCUGGAAACGAUCGCGCGAACAAAGAAACGUGGGAGGGGUUACGUUCGUACGUUAUACCCGAUGUUCGUAGUUUUCGAGCGAGGUAUUGUUGACUUUCUACCGUAAAGGCAGGAAUCGUUGCUGUACGCGCGGUUCGUACGUGUUGUAACGAGGAAACGGAGCAGAACAACGGAAUUAAUCCUGUAAUAGUUUACCCUCGUUUCCAGUGCGUAGACAGAUACGAAUCGCAUUGACAUUCGAUUCGAUAUCGAUCGAUGGUAACGCGUGAUCAGUUCGAGGGCAAUUUCAGCUGAUUCCGUCUAUUCGUAUCGAACCGAGUCGAUCGUAGUGCGCGCGUGCGAUGUAUCGAACAGUAAACGAAAGUGCUCGAAAGCAGCAAUACACUUGACCAAGAAAAUUAUGCCGGUGAGUGUGAUCACAGCUGAUCGUUUCCGGUAGUGAGAGACUGUUAACCGUCAAUGAGAAAACCUGUUCCGAUUCCGAUGUUACGCGUACCAGACGGAAGGAAAGAAAAAGUGAAGUAUUCAUUUUACUCUCGCACAACUCGUAAAAUUUAUUGACAAUAUUCGAAGGUGAAACCGCAUGACUCAUUCGUGGAUUAUCGAUCGCUCAAUUAUUCUGUUGCGUUUUACGAAACAAUUUUUUCCUUUUUGCAUCAUCGAUUCGAACAGAUAGGUUAUCGAUGUUUCCUUUAAAUACAAAGAACGAGUAAAACUGUACCCUGCGCAGCAUCUGUUGCGCAAUCGGUACAUAUUCGACCGUACUACACUCGCAUCGAUUCUCGAUUUGCCUCGAUCGAAAGCGGGAAAAGUUUAGAUAUGUAUUUAUUUCUUAAUCGAUCGCAACAUGAUUAUCGACUUGCACACGACGCUGAAUCCACGUUACACGUCGAGUUGGGGCGUUCACAUUGAUUAGUGUAUUUUUUACUCUGAACAUUACAAAUGAUUGUGACGCGCGGCUAGUCGACACCUGGUUCUUCGCGUGUCAUUACGAACGACAAUAAAGGUCAGGCAUAAGUCGGACACGGGACAUUCGAGCGACAAACGAACAGCGCGGAAGAACCAAGGCGCGGGCAGGAUGCCGCCGAAAAAGGACGGCCAACCGGAGCCGUACGCUCUCGAGGAUAUGAUUUCUGAUCUCCAGGAGCGACGAAAUUCCCUAGAUCACGAGGAUCUCGAGGAUCCGGUGGAGCUUUUGAGAAAACGAGACAAGGACCUUGUAUUGGCUGCGGAAUUGGGCAAAGCGCUUUUGGAGAGGAACCAGGAGUUGACUAGACAGAGUGAGGCCCUUGCUGAAGAGUAUGCGUCGAAAUUAGAGAGCCUGGAACAAGAGAGGCACCUGCUUCGAAGAAGGCUGGAGGAAGUCAAGGGCGAGAACGAGGCGAGAACUUUGGAGUUACAAACGGACGUGGAGACGUUGAGGAGCCAGCUAGAGGAGCAGAAUGAACGAGCGAGAAGGGCGGAACGAGAUCAGGCGACUUUGGUUACAGAGUUGACUGCUCAGAACGCGAGGCUGGCCGAUCAGCUGAGAGAAGCCGCGAAACAGGAAGAACAGCUGCUCAUCGAGGUCAAGGUGCUCAGGGAAAACUGUGCCCUAAGAAAUACCAGGCUCCAGGAUCACGUCAGCAGUUUGGAGCUUCUCAAGGACGAGAUGCAGUUAGUGUCCGCGCAAAGAACAGAAUUAGAGAAGAGGUCCUUGGAACUGCGCGAAGAGAGGACGAGGGCAAUCGCGGCCCUGGAAGAAGCCGAAGAGAGAGCAGCGGCCUUGGAGCGGCUCGGCCACGAGGCGGAACACAGGGCGAAACUGGCUGAACGAGAGAGAGACGAGCUGGCCGCAACGUUGGCGGUGAUCGAGGCGGAUAGGAGAGGAAGAUCCGGUUCGAUACAGAAACCACCGAGGUCCUUGCAAGCGGAGAUGGAGUGCGAGGAGAGCGGAAGUUCGCUGGGGGAGCAGGAGGACCUUCGGGCAGAGGUGGCCAGGGCGGUGAAGCGGUUGAAGGAACUGUGCGUCCAUUUGAGACGGGGAGAGGAUGACUCGGGGCUACAAAGCGACUGCGACGAGUCGAUGCUCGUGAUCCCGAACAACACCGCGGAAACGGACGAGACGAACACCAAUGGACAGGAGACACUGCCUAGCUCGACCAACUGUCCCGGUGCUUUAUUGGAGCUAGUAGAAGAGGUGUACAAUUUGGCAUUGUCUGGAAGAGGAGCACCCGUGGAGCUAGGUUUGGCAGUGGAGCUGCACAGGGCUCGAGAAGAGUUGGACCACACGAAGGACCAGUUGAAGCAGACGCAGGAAGAGCUGAAGAGGCGAGGGGAGGCUCUGCUCGACACGACUAGCAAAUUGAGCGUGUGCGAAGCUGAAUUGCGCGGCGUUAAAGAAGAACGAGACCGAGCUCGCAACGACAUGGAUGAUUCGCAAUUAACCAAGGACGAGAUCCUUUCUCAGGCUUACAAAGUCAGGGACCAGGCAGUAGCCAGGAAGAACAGAGCGGAAGUGGAAUUAGCCAAAACUAGGAUAGACGUGCUACAAGCCAACAGCCAACUGAUGGAAGCUAUUCAACAGAAGAUCGAACUGAGCCAACAGCUGGAACAAUGGCAAAUGGACAUGCAAUCGUUAUUGGACGAACAGGUGCGAAGUAAACUGACGUCUGUGACGAACGCCAUCGCCGCGGCGAACGCUGAAAAUUCGGAUAUCGUAGCUCCGGCGAGGAAGAAGAGGAGCACCGGUUCGUCGAGAAAAAUGUUCGGUCUGUUUUGACGAAAAUGACUGUUCGCGUUGCGCGAAACGAAAGCCAAGAGACACCGGUGUGCACGGUGAGAGAAGAAGACUGCGCUCGAGAGGAUGUUCUUUCUCGUGUUUCCUAGCAAUAUCAGUGUAUCAGGGACCAAUCGGCACCGUUGUUGCGUUCAAAAAGCAGACUGUGCUGAUACGAAUUUAAACGGCGAACCCGCCGUAAAUCGUUCGACGCGCGUAUCACUUUCCACGACGCUUCUAGAGCAACCGGGCCGUAAAUUUUUCGUUCGUUCUACUUUCCGGCUGUUCGUGCAGGUUCGUCGAAAAAUUUCGUUUCGCCAGCAGAGAUUACUGCCUCGAUCUUCCUUGAUAUAUUUUCGCGCCGCGGAACUAGGACUUUCUCAAAGAAAGAUUCCCGACAAUAGAUAUAUCUUCGUUUAUAAUCUCUCCUAGAGUACGUUGCGGAAUACGUAGUAUAAAGCAAGACAACGAACGAGACUUCUUUGUAACGUCAAAGCCCUCGAGGAAAGAAGGAGAACGACAUAGGAGGGUGAAACAUUUACUUCACAGUGAAGCGUGAACCGUUUCGAGAACGGCGUGUCAUUGUGGUAAUCGUGGAACGGCUCUCGUUGCACCACGGUUUCAACGAUCUCUACCGACGCCGCUUUGUAAGGAUCUCUCGAUUUUAAACUGUUAUUUCCAACGCUGCGUUUAAGCGAAACUAGCCGAUUUCCUCGUUGCUUCUCCACCGGGUGAGAUGUAAUAACACGGCCUAAACAGCUACGAUCUGUUUAUUCACGGUUGUAAAUAAAAUCUUUGUGAUAGACUCGUACAUAAACUUGUUAGGUUUUUCAGAAAGGAAUUUCUUUAUCGUUGAUUGUGAUAUGGAUAUUUUAUUGCUGUUAUAAUAAAGGACAACGAUGGAAGGUGGCCAAUUUUAGAAUUAAACGGGAAAGAAACAUCCCUGAACAGAAAUUAGACAUUUUUAAUCUAAUGAGAAUUUUAUUAUAGUUUUACAACCGCGUUCAGAAUUUAGACUUUUAUCUAUUCCGUUAUACGUUCCAAACUUGGCUACUUUCCAUCAUCGUCCUUCACAUUCUAAAUCAAAAUGCUGCAAUUCAUUCAUUUGUACAGUAGUUACAAAUAUCAUGUUAUUGUAAAAUAAUCAAUUUAAUAAGCUGAGAAUUUUGUGCAAGCCUUAUUCUUA